AUGGUUUUUUUUAGGAGAGAACUUCUAGAAUGGUGCGACAUUAAUGAAACAGUAAAAAUAGAUGGGGAUCGUGUGGCAAUUGGACAGGAGUCUAAUUGCAGUUUGUAUGAACCUAAGAAAGAGGAUAGCAUAAGAGUAUACCUUUCAUGUGAUCCUCAGUUUGCUCAGCCAACUGUAGUGAUAUUUCUUGGUCAGCCGAUGUCGAAAAAAUCAUACUUUCCUUUCGCAUUAGCAUUUGCCUGCGGAUGGAGUUUAUCGCUAAUAAUGACAUCAACGAUACUUUCCUUUCGCAUUAGCAUUUGCCUGCGGAUGGAGUUUAUCGCUAAUAAUGACAUCAACGUGUUGCUGAGGAACAAACUCCUGGCAUCCACGACAAAAGGUAUGAAAAUCGAGCUUGAGAAUGGCAAAUUCUUUAAGACCUCUGCAACUCAGGGAGUCUUUGAGCGAUUGCCCUGA
Messenger RNA from Cooperia oncophora, 456 nucleotides. The record is from the annotation of a GenBank genome assembly. NCBI's taxonomy places the organism in Eukaryota, Metazoa, Nematoda, Chromadorea, Rhabditida, Trichostrongylidae.